Helicoverpa zea (corn earworm) is the source of this 486-nucleotide messenger RNA. RefSeq lists its product as uncharacterized. Bases 1 to 486 code for a protein of 161 amino acids. The record is from RefSeq and is a predicted model, not a curated record. Gene Ontology annotation, biological process: regulation of transcription by RNA polymerase II. NCBI's taxonomy places the organism in Eukaryota, Metazoa, Arthropoda, Insecta, Lepidoptera, Noctuidae. The transcript has 3 exons. Gene Ontology annotation, cellular component: transcription regulator complex; nucleus.
AUGGAGACCGAGCAUUUCGAUUCAGAUUUGUUUAUAGAUGAAAUUCAAAAACGACCAGCGAUCUGGGAUAUGGAAAGUCCCGAUUAUAAGAAUAAAGUGAUUAAAAAACGUAAUUGGGAGGAGCUUGUAGAAAUAUUUUGUGACGCUGGAGAUAGCUUAGAGAAAAAGAAACUGUUGGGUUCUACACUAACAAGAAAAUGGAAAAGUAUUCGAGACAAUUACAUAAGGGAGUCUAAACGGCAAAAAAAUCUUCCAUCUGGGUCUGGAUCCUCCAAACAUGUACCAUAUGUAUACUUCGCAAAACUAAAAUUUCUCGAGAGUUCCGUAGUAAAUAAGGAUACAGAGAACAACUUUGAAACUCCUGCCGUCCUCAACAUCAUCACAACAGUGGUCUGCGACACCACCGGCACCGGCACCACCACCGCCAACGUCGACGUGGGUGCCGUCACCUUCAAGCCAAGAUUCGAACAGCCUUCAUUUAUUUGA